AUGUCCGACUCCCUUGACUCGAUCGUCAAGGGCGCCCCGGUGACCCUCCCGGGGCAGGACCCCGCCAAAGCCGCCGGCGGCACGACCCCGAUCGCGUCCUCGGGCGCACCCCCGAUUCCGGGCAAGCCCGGUGACCCGCUCUCUCACACACCGAGUUCACCGUCGAUGAUCUACCUCAACCUCCUCGUGCUCGAGGCCUCGCUGCGGGCGCAAUACCUAGAGUUGCGGGCGCGACGGCGGCAUCACACCUUCUUCCUGUCGUUGCUGACGUUGUGGACGGCCUUCUUUGGGUACGCGCUCUUCUUCGCGCCGCGCGAAGACGGCCGCGGCGUCGGCGGCAGCGUGUACUGGGUGGUGGAGACCACCGAGCACAUGUGUUUUUUGGGCGGCGUCGUAACUGGCCUGCUCGUGUGGGCCACAGGAAUCUGGGAGCGCGGCGUCCGCUGGCCGCGCCGCUGGCUUGCCGUCUCCAACCGCGGCCUGCGCGGCUUCAACUGCAAGCUGGUUGUCAUGAAGCGCCCCUGGUGGAAGGAGGCCCUGAGCACCGCCGGCUGGUUCCUCACGUACGGCUUGUUUUCGAAUAAUGGGAGCUCAUAUCGCUGGGUGGAACCGGGGUUGUUGCGGGAGGUGGAUAGGGAGAUGCAUCUGUCGCGGGAGAGCCACCCGACAGUGCAUGUGACGAACUGGGAUGAGGAAAAGGGCGGCCACGAGGAGGAUUUGGCUCCCGGCGGAGACUACAUCAAACUCCUGCUGCUGGCGAAGCCGUUCUCACCUACGUUUAGGGAGAACUGGGAGCUGUAUAGGGCAGAGUACUGGGAGAAGGAGAACGAGCGCCGCGCUCUGCUACGGGUCAGGAUUAAAGAGCGGGAUCGCAAGCUGGGCAAGCAGAACCGUGGCUGGUUCUGGUGGCUUCCCGGGCGGAAAGUUACAAUGGAGAAACCUGUUGCAGCGGCUAACGAAAAGGCUCACCACCCGCGGCAUGCGGCCGUAGUGAGCGAGCACAGACGGACAAGAAGCGGCAGCGCUAGUAUGCGGAGAGGCAGUAUGUCGAGCGUCCACGGACCACGGACCCCGACGCCCAAGCUCGAGGCAGAAGAGUAUCUUUUGUGUGAUCUCGCGUAA
Chaetomium globosum CBS 148.51 is the source of this 1122-nucleotide messenger RNA. RefSeq lists its product as uncharacterized. Gene Ontology annotation, cellular component: Nem1-Spo7 phosphatase complex. Gene Ontology annotation, molecular function: protein phosphatase regulator activity; phosphoprotein phosphatase activity. The coding region runs from base 1 to 1122 and encodes 373 amino acids. The transcript has a single exon. Gene Ontology annotation, biological process: nuclear envelope organization. The record is from RefSeq and is a predicted model, not a curated record. Lineage: Eukaryota; Fungi; Ascomycota; Sordariomycetes; Sordariales; Chaetomiaceae.